Phanerochaete carnosa HHB-10118-sp is the source of this 513-nucleotide messenger RNA. RefSeq lists its product as uncharacterized. The transcript has 2 exons. Bases 1 to 513 code for a protein of 170 amino acids. The record is from RefSeq and is a predicted model, not a curated record. NCBI's taxonomy places the organism in Eukaryota, Fungi, Basidiomycota, Agaricomycetes, Polyporales, Phanerochaetaceae.
AUGCUGCGUCACGUCAAGACGGGCCCCAAGUCAAAGCUGCGAGACGAAGUCUCAGAAGAUCGACGUGAGCGCGGCCCAGUCGCAGCUGUCCGAGCGGUUGAAGACGUACAAGACGAUCGUGGGGAUGAAGGUGCUCAUAGCGAUAGCCGCAUAUCGUCGAUGGCACUUGAGGAGGCCGAGGGCACCUGGGAGCUGAAAGAUCAUGCGCGCGAGCAGAAGGUACGCGCCUCGGACAGGAAACUCAAGAUUAGAGAAGUGGACGAGAAGGUAGAUAUCCCGUCUAGUCGGUUCAACGCUCGGAGGACGUAUAGCCUGGAGGGACUGCGAGUGCACAGCGAUGCGGGCGGGUUGGAGAAGACCUUCAACGUGACAGCCAACCGCACCAUUGUUGGCGGCCGUCUGCCCAGUGCGCCUGCUGCCCUUGGCACUGGAUACGAGGGAUACGACUUCGCGCUGACGCCGAUGAACGAGGAUGAGCGGCCGCUGACGAAGUCGAUGAAUGUGCGGAAGUAA